Komagataella phaffii GS115 is the source of this 732-nucleotide messenger RNA. Its product is annotated as 60S ribosomal protein L8. Bases 1 to 732 code for a protein of 243 amino acids. Gene Ontology annotation, cellular component: ribonucleoprotein complex. The transcript is spliced from 2 exons. Gene Ontology annotation, biological process: ribosome biogenesis. Lineage: Eukaryota; Fungi; Ascomycota; Pichiomycetes; Pichiales; Pichiaceae. The record is from RefSeq and is a predicted model, not a curated record.
AUGUCUCUCCCAUCCGCUACCGCUAACGCUGCAGUUACCAACCAAUUGUUAGAGCUUCCAGACACCAACCUGGUUGCCCCAGCUGUCACUGAGGUGUCCGAGAAGGCUGCCCAAUGGCCAGCUAACGUCAGAUUGCAAAGACAAAAGAAAAUCUUGUACCAGAGACUUAAGGUCCCUCCAGCUAUCGCUCAAUUCACCAACACUUUGGACAGAAACACUGCUGCUCAAACUUUCAAGUUGUUCAACAAGUACAGACCUGAGACUUACGAACAGAAGCAGGAGAGACUCACCAGAGAGGCUGCUGCCAUCGCUGAUGGUAAGAAGAAGGAGGAUGUUUCUUCCAAGCCUUACGUUGUCAAGUUCGGUUUGAACCACGUUGUUGCUCUGAUUGAGAACAAGAAGCCAAAGUUGGUUUUGAUUGCUCACGAUGUUGAUCCUAUUGAACUCGUCGUUUUCUUGCCUGCUCUGUGCAGAAAGAUGGGUGUUCCAUACGCUAUUGUGAAGGGUAAGGCCAGAUUAGGUACCUUGAUCCACAGAAGCACCGCUACUGUUGCUGCUCUGGUCGAUGUCAAGCCAGAAGACGAGGCUGAAUUGGCCCAAUUGGUUUCUGCCAUCAACAAGAACUUCACCGAGAAGUACGAGGAAUCCAGAAAGAAGUGGGGUGGAGGUAUCUUGAGUGCUGAGUCCCAGGCUAAGGCUGCUGCCAAGGCCAAGAUCUUGGAGGAGAAAUAA